Molecule: messenger RNA, 1538 nt
Organism: Camellia sinensis
Lineage: Eukaryota; Viridiplantae; Streptophyta; Magnoliopsida; Ericales; Theaceae
Source: RefSeq, a predicted model, not a curated record
CGAAUUUUCCGAGGGCUCACUGGGUCGGAGUUAAAUUUGGCCAGCCGGAGCCUCUCGGCGGCGGCGGAGGAGGAAUCGGGAAGUUUUUGGAGCUGACGCAGCCUCUGAGGAAGAGCCGCCGUGGACCAAGGUCUAGAAGCUCUCAGUACAGAGGUGUUACCUUUUACCGGAGAACUGGCCGGUGGGAGUCUCAUAUAUGGGAUUGCGGAAAACAAGUUUAUCUGGGUGGAUUUGACACUGCACACGCCGCCGCACGUGCAUAUGAUAGGGCAGCCAUCAAGUUUCGCGGAGUGGAGGCGGACAUUAAUUUCAGCCUAGAAGACUAUGAAGAAGACUUGAAACAGAUGAGCAACCUAACAAAGGAGGAAUUUGUGCAUGUACUUAGGAGACAGAGUACUGGGUUUCCAAGAGGGAGCUCCAAAUAUAGGGGUGUCACCUUGCACAAAUGUGGUAGAUGGGAGGCCAGAAUGGGCCAAUUCUUGGGCAAAAAAUAUGUCUAUCUGGGUCUCUUUGAUACUGAAAUUGAAGCUGCCAGGGCUUAUGAUAAAGCUGCAAUCAAGUGUAAUGGCAAGGAGGCUGUCACCAACUUCGAUCCCAGCAUCUAUGAAGAUGAGCUCAAAUCUACUGAAUCUCCCAGAAAUGCUGCACCGGACCAUAACUUAGAUUUGAGCUUGGGCAGUUCGACCUCAAAACACAAAAACAGCCGAGAAUUGGGAAACAAAAUCCAAAAUGUUGAUCAGUCGGAUCAGCAUCGUACUACCAUACCAUUUGAAGCAGAUUGGCACAACCGGGCAUUUAGGCCGCAGCUCAAUAUUCAACAGGAACCAUAUAGAAUUAAUUCCUACAGAAGAGAAGGGUACAAUGAGACUCAGACAAUGCAACUUCUGAGCCAAACCCACAUUCAAUCUCCGAGUUCACUGAGAUCCGGGCAAUUCGUCAAGGAGAGUGAAAACUCAAUGCUUCACAUGUUUUCACCCUCAUCAAACUAUCAAGUUCAGUAUCCUAGCAGCAGCAGCAAUGGAGGUCAAAUUGGAGCCACGACCGGAGGCGAUCACCUCUCACUGUCAAUGAGCAACAAUCAGCAAAGGCUGUUCAUCAAUCCUCCGCAAUUGUUUGCAACUGCUGCAGCAUCAUCAGGAUUCCCACAGCAGAUAACUAACCGACCCCAAAAUUGGCUACACCAGAAAAAUGGAUUCCACUCUCUGAUGAGACCCUCUUGACCCAACUUUUUGUUUUUUGUUUUUUAAAUCUUUUAUGUAACAAGGUCUUUCAAGUUUGUAAGCAUGUAAAGAUCAAUGCUUUGAGCUUAAAUUUCUUCUUUUCCGGUCUCCAAAUAGUAUGUCAAACCCAAGUCACGAGUACAUAACUUGGAUUCAAUAUCAGAUGAGAUAAAUUCAGCGUUUGCAUAAUCAGGAUCUAGAUAUUCAUGCGUUCUAUUCUAUAUUUGUGAUUCAUUUAUGUGUUUCCAAAACCGUAUAUAUGUAUUAUUAUUUAGGCUGCCCUCUUAUUUAUUACUACAUCAAUUGUAGGUUCUUGUU